CGUUUAUAUGCCUUGUGUGUGGUACAACUAAAGCUAUUCGUUUUCUCAUGGAUGUUUUCAUUGUGAAACGUAAAUAAAUAAAACACAACCUGAUCUACGGUGAGAUCCUAAAAACACAUACAGAGUAACAUUAUGAUUCAAUUCGUGUUAAUUAUUUGGUUAAAACUUAAAGCCUUAAAAGUACCAAAAGUUAGCUCCUUCUUCCAAACCCUAACCAGCCGCCAUCUUUGAAUUACCUAGCGGCUCGCCGGUAAUCUAUCCCCUCAUCCCUCUGAUUGCCAACGACUCUGCUCUCCUAGGAUGAAUUUGUAUCAAGUGUCAAAGAUCCACAAAGCUGCAUCGCCGCCCGCAAAUUCAGAAAAGGAAAUUCAUCGAUUCAGGUUAGGUUUGUGAGUUCCCUCACCAUCCGUUUCUAAGAAGAUGAAGUUGGGAAUCAGGGAUCUUGCACACGCACUUAAGAUUGACCCUCAAAACCGAGAAUUUCAGCUGAAUCUUAAGGAGGUGACUUCUUUAUUGGGUUGGUCUCCAGAUUUUGUGGAAGAUGCACUUGAAGUAGUUCAAGAGGAGGAGUUGUUUAAGGGAAGUGUCCAAAAUGAGAAGGAGGAAAACAAAAGGAAGGAAAGAAGGGGACAAAGGAAGGAGGGCAUACUCACAUGUGUUCCGGUGUUAAGAAUGACACCAAGAUGGAAAAGAACGUUGUAGGAAAAUUAUUGAAUGUAGAGGGUGAAGUCAACCCUACUAACCAAGAUCACAGGCCCAACAUUAUUGACAACAAUUCAGCUCUGAAAUCUACUUUAGAAACAAAAUACCCAAAUCUUGCAGGGUUCAGGUUUCGAUUUUCAAAUCGAAAACGAAUGGAUUCUUAUUUGCAUCUCAGUCCAUCAAUGUAUAGAGAGAUUUCCAAGGAAAGAACAUUAUUUUUCUAAUUUUCUUUUCAAAAGAAGAUGAUUAACAUUCGAGUCCUCGAUCCAUCAAGGAAGAUGGAUUGUAAUGAAACUCAUGAAGGUAAUACAACAAUGAAGAUUAGUCACCCUCUUGUUGAAGGGCAUGAUAGGUGUGAAACAACUCCAGAGUUGGCACAAGAAGAUCCAGCUACAAGUGUGGUAAUCCAAGCGUCAACGCGUGAAGCUACGUCAUCUUUGAUCCUUCCAAAUGCAAAGUUUCGUCCCUGUUGAAGUGUCUUGUUCGUCCAGCCUAUCCCUCCUCUCAAAACAUCUCGUUGACUGUAUCUUAUCACUCUCGCCUAAGGUUAAGAAGAAAGAAUGGGAAUUUUAAUUUGAAAGGUAGAAGGCCCUCAACUUUUACUAACUCUUUCUUUUGAUGGGUAAGUAUCGGUUCCAAAAGAAGUUUGUCCUGCCUCGUUGAAGACUCUUGGUAUCCAGUUCUAUCCCCCGUGUUUUAAUUUUUAAUGUGUAGUUCUUGGUUAGUUUAUGUAAUGGUUUAGCUAUUGUAAAAAAAAAAGUGCCAAAAGUUAGAGUCAGAUUAUGUCUACAUUCCUGCUACCAUUCAUGGCAUCAUCAAACAGAACUAUGGUGUAUGUAAUCCUUACAUUUCAUUUGCAAGAAACUGGCGCUUCAGAAAUAUUUGUAAUUACAAAUCAUGAAUAUUCGUAUUUAUUUUUCAAA
Spinacia oleracea (spinach) is the source of this 1625-nucleotide messenger RNA. RefSeq lists its product as uncharacterized. Bases 421 to 702 code for a protein of 93 amino acids. Lineage: Eukaryota; Viridiplantae; Streptophyta; Magnoliopsida; Caryophyllales; Amaranthaceae. The record is from RefSeq and is a predicted model, not a curated record. The transcript is spliced from 2 exons.